CGCUGUCCUUCUCUGACAAGUGACAACAAACAUGGCGAACAAACGAUUAACUGUGUUCAUAUUCGGAGGCUUCAUAACUGCGGUAGCAGCGGCUUUUUAUCCUAUAUUUUUCCAUCCUCUCAUUCACACAGAUGAUUACAAGCAAAUCCAGAAAAUUAACCGAGCUGGAAUCAAUCAAGCAGAUGUUCAGCCUCCUGGUCUGAAGAUCUGGUCAGAUCCAUUUAAACCCAAAUCGUGACUGAACGCAGACAUGAGAAGAGGUUCAUGAGCAUGUGUUUGGACAACAUGGGUUAAAGACUCUCAACGGCUCCAGCCAAACACUUCUCCUCUGUGUGUGUGUGUGUGUGUGUGUGUGAGAGUGAGUGAGUGUGAGUACAAGAAAUAUUAACCUAGGCUUGAUGGUUGGCCUUUAAGCUGAACAGGAUUGUUAGAGCAGGGGAAACAUGCUGUACAGAUUGUUGCUACUUUGAUACUUUAUCUUAUGAAUAAAAGUUUAUAAGGAUGGAUACAG
This is a messenger RNA of Hemibagrus wyckioides, 511 nucleotides long. RefSeq names its product small integral membrane protein 20 (gene smim20). Lineage: Eukaryota; Metazoa; Chordata; Actinopteri; Siluriformes; Bagridae. The transcript is spliced from 3 exons. Gene Ontology annotation, biological process: mitochondrial respiratory chain complex IV assembly. The coding region runs from base 32 to 238 and encodes 68 amino acids. The record is from RefSeq and is a predicted model, not a curated record. Gene Ontology annotation, cellular component: mitochondrial inner membrane.